UUGAGGCGAGGCGGUGCCGGGGCGGGAAGGGGAGGGGAGGAAGAUGGCGGCGCCCAGCGAGUGGCCCAGUUGCCAGGACUUCUCCGAGUUCCAGGAAGUAUUGCGGUUGAUGCGACAAAUUGAUGAUAGGAUAAUCCAUGAAUUAAAUACCAGUCUCCCCACAGCAUCCUUUGCUGGGAAGAUUGACGCAAGUGCAAGGUGCAAAGAGCUUUACCUUUCUUUGAAGAAAGCUCACACAAGUAGGGAUAAGGCCAUCAAGACCUGCAUAAACCAGUCCUACAGUGCGGUGAACAGAUUACGAGAGGAGAGAAAUAAAGACAAGGAUAACUUAACGCUAAUAAAACAACUUCGAAAAGAACAGACUAACGAAGUUGUUCUAACACCAGAGGGCGCCAGUUGAAAGAAAUGGGCCUAGGACACAGACAUGACUAUGGUGCACAACAUGGCUACAACGUGGAACGAUAAUUUUGUUUAUUUUAUUUAUUGUCAUU
Messenger RNA from Leucoraja erinaceus (little skate), 491 nucleotides. RefSeq names its product mitochondrial matrix import factor 23 (gene mix23). The record is from RefSeq and is a predicted model, not a curated record. NCBI's taxonomy places the organism in Eukaryota, Metazoa, Chordata, Chondrichthyes, Rajiformes, Rajidae. The coding region runs from base 44 to 400 and encodes 118 amino acids. The transcript has 4 exons. Gene Ontology annotation, cellular component: mitochondrial intermembrane space; mitochondrion.